This is a messenger RNA of Rodentolepis nana, 2091 nucleotides long. The record is from the annotation of a GenBank genome assembly. NCBI's taxonomy places the organism in Eukaryota, Metazoa, Platyhelminthes, Cestoda, Cyclophyllidea, Hymenolepididae.
AUUUCCAUUAAGCACGCUGAUCGUAAAUCUCCCUGGACAGUUCUUGUAGCUACGAAACAUCCAGAGCUCCUUGGAUUUAGUAGUAUUCGACCAUGGCCACGAGUUGAUGAACCGGGUGUCUUCCGACAUCAUGUUUGGGGUAAAAGAUUUGAUCAAAAUGAGACAUCUGAUCCACAACCAACUCUCCUGGUUCUAGCCCAUUCUUCCGUUGCCCGAGCUGAUCAAACCAGUUGUGCUGGCGUACCCUUUAUUUUUUCGGCUAUUUCAAAGUCGGCUCAGGAUGGAAUAUCUUGUCUUAUGCCUGGAUGUAAACACUGCUUUAUCUCUCGAACAGAAGCCAAGUCGAUUAACUGGCCAUUUUGUUCAGUGGAAGAAACAUUCGAAUCCCCCUUCUAUCCUUCGACAAAAUCUGCAGCCUUCUCAGCACUUUGGGUGACCUUUGACCCACAGAGCCUUCUUCCUGGUCUUCAGGCUAGCAAUGGAAACGAUGGGUCCAAGUUGGCCGAUCGAAUUGGUCAUCUUCCUUACCAGUUGGUCAAAAGUUUACCUCUUGAAGAUAUGCCUCAGUUUGACAGGAAACUGGAAUGCAAUAGUACCGAUUCAUCGCCUGAGUCAAACCUAUCUGGAAUGGAGUACAUUCUGAGCACUAGCUACACUCUAUGUCUCCUUGGACGUUAUUUCCGCACCAGUAGAUCUCCGAUUUCACUAUUUAACAUUCUUAUUGCCCUUCAACUGAUUCUUAUUCUUCUCUUGUCUGCGGUUCUUCAUCUCCCAAACUUCUCGCCCUCUUCUCAACACCUAUGUCAUACCUAUCAUCAGACAAUGAGUCAAUUGACAUCCCUGUCCCUUACCCUUCAAUCGAAAAAUCUAUCCUCCAAGUUUGUGGGAAGUUGUGGUGUUAUUGAUCUUCUCAUUCGGAAUCCAAAUGCAUGCUCUGCCUCGGAAGGACCCACUCAACAAACUCCCACCGACAUUCUCAACUCAUUUCUCAUUCUAGCUUGGGGUGCUCUACGACAUGGGUGCGUCCUAGAGUUGACCGCUUCUUCAACAGAUCAUUUCGCCUCGGAAUUGAACCGUCUUCUCAUCUGGUUAGGCUCUUCUGAACCGGCAGGUUGGAAAAUCAAUCGAAGCUUGGCGAUUCUGAUGAGCCGCUUUUUUAUAUCCCAUAUUGUAGCAUGGCGUUUCUACGUACACUUUUUAAUUCAAACUACUUCCGGUGUGUUCGAAUGGCUGUACGCGAUGUUCGUGGUCAGACUUCAUCUGGAGUAUUUCCACUUGCUCAUCCUUCUUUUAUCAACGGUAUUCCUGCAGAUGAUGUUGAGUAGUGGCAAGGCAAAGCGUGUUCUGAUAGAUUUGAUAUCAUCUUCGACAAGGCUGGCAGCAUCGCUAAUAAUUUGCGUUGGGUUGGAUAUAUUUAUGUUGGGGACGCUUCAUCUCUGCUGUUUCUACGUCUACACAGUUCGGCUAUUCCGAGUCCAAUUAUUAACCGUAGCAGCAAGUUGGCGACUCUGUCGAUCAGGCUCAAAGUGGAAUCCUUUGCGAGGUCGUGUAGAUACGAUUCCACAAAAUGAUGACAUUCCACCUGUAGUGGCAAACGCUGUUCUUAUCUCCUCAGAAAACCAGGGACAGGCUGAUUCAGAAACAGAAUGUAUACCUACUGGCCAGUCGCGACAUUUAGAUCGAGUCUUUGUGGCGACUUUCCUUGGUGUGGCGACAGGACUGUGUCUGCUACCGACGACGGUCGCCUUCUAUGCGUCGUUUUCUGUGAUAUUCAUCAUUUUGGUGUGCAUUAAAGCCAUUUUAACACGUCUUGUUUGCUGGAUUCUUUCAUUUCCACUGGAAGCCGCGCUUUUAUGGUUCUUUGAUAUUGCUUCUAUUAGAACCGAUUUGGUUAUCAUAUCCCCCGUUCUUGAUUCUGUUCGUGUUCCAUUUCUCACUAUCGAGCUCUCCAGAGGAAGUUUUGGAAAUAUUAUGAAAGAAAAUAUCCUUUUUGAUACGAACGGUCUAUUUGGCAGGCGGUACAGCGUUGGAGAGAUUGUGAAGAGUCUAAUAUGCGCAAAUCUGCUUUAUCCACUAUCGGAAAAGAAUUAG